This is a messenger RNA of Talaromyces marneffei, 1365 nucleotides long. RefSeq lists its product as uncharacterized. Gene Ontology annotation, biological process: L-phenylalanine catabolic process. Gene Ontology annotation, cellular component: cytoplasm. Lineage: Eukaryota; Fungi; Ascomycota; Eurotiomycetes; Eurotiales; Trichocomaceae. Gene Ontology annotation, molecular function: homogentisate 1,2-dioxygenase activity. The transcript has 4 exons. The record is from RefSeq and is a predicted model, not a curated record. The coding region runs from base 1 to 1365 and encodes 454 amino acids.
AUGCCCGUCACUAAGUUCUCCACUCCUGAUCCGUACAACUACCUGAAUGGCCUCAACUCCUACCAUGAAUCUGAAGCUGUAAAAGGUGCUCUCCCCACCGCCCAGAACUCACCCCAAAAACCACCCUAUGGUCUCUACGCCGAAAAGCUCUCGGGCACAGCAUUCACUGCCCCCCGACACGAAAACAAGCAGACAUGGCUCUACCGCAUUUUGCCCUCCGCGGCGCAUGCAAACUAUCAACCCAUCGCAGGGGAUACAUACCACACAUCUCUCAGUAAUGCCAACGACGCCCAGAACAAAUUACAUUACAUCCCCAAUCAAUUGCGCUGGAACCCCUUUGACCUCGACGAGAAAGUCAGCUGGGUUCAUGGUCUGCACCUUGUCGCUGGUGCCGGUGACCCGACGAUGAAGUCUGGGUUGGGGAUACUGUUAUAUGCCGCUGGGAAGGAUAUGGGUAAUGAAGCGUUCUACUCGGCGGAUGGCGAUUUUUUGAUUGUGCCUCAGCAUGGGACUUUGGAUAUUCAGACGGAGCUGGGGAAGAUGAUUGUGAGGCCGAAUGAGAUUUGUGUUAUUCCGAGGGGUGUCAAAUAUCGAGUCAAACUCCCCUCUGGCCCAGUCAGGGGAUACAUCUGCGAACUCUACCAAGGCCACUAUGAACUCCCCGAACUAGGGCCCAUCGGCUCCAACGGUCUCGCGAAUGCCCGCGACUUCCAAGUCCCCGUCGCAGCCUUCGACGACGACGAUGGAGUACCAACGGAAUAUACCGUCAUUAGCAAAUUUAACAACAACCUCUUCUCCGCCAAACUCACACAUACCCCCUUCGACAUCGUGUCCUGGCACGGAAACUAUUACCCCUUCAAAUACGACCUGGGCCGCUUCAAUACCAUCGGCUCAAUCUCCUACGACCACCCAGACCCUUCUAUUUUUACCGUGCUAACCGGUCAAUCCGAUCACCCCGGUACAGCUAUUGCGGACUUUGUGAUUUUCCCUCCUCGCUGGCUUGUGGCAGAAGACACUUUUCGACCUCCUUGGUAUCAUAGGAAUGUCAUGUCGGAGUUUAUGGGUCUGGUUGCGGGUGACUAUGAUGCGAAGAUUGGGGGUGGGUUUAGGCCUGCGGGUGCUAGCUUGCAUAAUAUUAUGAGUGCACAUGGCCCCGAUACGAAUACGCAUGAGAAGGCGAGUAAUGCGACGUUGAAGCCGCAGAAGGUAGGAGAGGGGAGUAUGGCGUUUAUGUUUGAAAGCUCUCUCAUGGUAGGCGUAUCAGAAUGGGGUCUCAAGACAUGCGAGAAGGUACAAGGAGAUUACAACGCUCAAAGUUGGGAGCCUUUGAAGAGGCAUUUUGUCAAUCCUAACAAGACUGCUUAA